UGUCCUCGCAAAGUUCGGUUUUAUCCGAUUAUACACUAGCACGAUAUUAUGUGUGACGUUGACAUUACACAGUGAAUAAAACAAGUUUAAAAAGUAUACAAAAAAGACGAAUGUUACAGAAGGACACGAUUACAUCGUAAUGCGUUACAUGAAUAAUAAGUUUUAAUUGAACAAGCGGUCUUACUUCGCGAGGAUGGAAUAUAUGACUAAUUUAAAAAGCAUUUUGUUUGUGAUUUUUAUACACUUAUGUGUGUUGAAUUGUGCUCAUUUAGCAAGGACUUAUUAUAAAGAUGUAUCCCCGAACAGCGUUGAAAUUAUACCAAGAAUAAGUUGGGUAUUCAGCAAUUCCAUUGGCGGUGCUGUUAGGGUUAAAAGAGCAAGUGUGCUCAAUUCUUAUUUACCUUCUAAAUGUCGAAAGAAUUUAAGUCAACUAUGCAAUGAUAUAAAUAUAAAUAAUGAUGAAUUAACGCUAUUAGAGUGCAUUCAAACUUUCAAGCCAACUCAGGUAUCUAGCAUUGAUGAUGAAUGUCGUCAAGCAAUUUGGGGAUAUAUAUUAAAUGUCACUGAUAAUUUAAAUAUAGAGAGAUUAGCUAAGAAAACUUGUGGUAAAGAGUUAGAUGCUUUAGACUGUUCUGCGUCUGGUAACAAGCAUGGAGCAUAUCUAUCUUGCUUAAUUGACAAAAGGGAAAAAGUCAAGGAUCUUGAUUGUAUCACAUAUAUUCAACGAUUAGAAUGGAUUGCAUUUAGCGAUUUUAGGAUUAUAACACCAUUUUCUUCUGAUUGUGAAAAUGAUAUUACAAAAUUCAAUUGCGAUAAAAUACAACCAUACAGAGAUAUAUCCCAGGGACAAAUACUGGCUUGUUUACAAGAGCAUAUUAAUGAUCUUCAACUUCAAUGUAAACGACAUAUACUUCAUGUUUCCGAGAUACAAGCUGAAAAUGUAGAGUUAGAUCGACAAUUAUACAUGGCUUGUGAGCAAGAUCGUAUAAAAUUCUGUCCAAACAUUAGACCAGGCAGUGGACAAGUAUACAAGUGUUUAAUGCAACAUAAAACAGAUAGAUCUAUGACAGGAAUGUGUCAAGAGCAACUUGCAAGAAGAGGAAGAUUAAUAGCAUCUGACUAUAAAGUCAGUAAAGGGCUAGUGAAAGCUUGUAAAGAGGAUAUAAGAAGUAAUCAUUGUAGAAGGUCUUCUGAAGAUAAGAAUAUAAGACUUGCACAAAUUCUUUUCUGUUUGGAAUCAGCAGUAAAAAAUGGUAGCAAAAUCGAUGGAAAUUGUCAGGCUGAAAUGUUUGAUCACAGAAAGCUUUUAAUGGAGGAUUAUAGAUUGUCCCCAGAAAUAGUUGAUGGAUGUGCCAAUGAUAUAACAAUUUUCUGUAAUAGUCUUGAAGUUGGUGGUGCAACAAUUCAUUGCUUGAUGGAACAUACUAGACCCAGGAAGAAGAAGUCAAGGGUAUCCAGCAGAUGCCAAAGAGCUUUAGAAGAAUUAAUUAUGGAAGCUGAUGUUGGAGAAGAUUGGAGAAUUGAUCCUGUUCUAAGAGAACAAUGCCAACCGGUUGUUAAUUUAGCUUGUAGAGAUGUACAUGGUGGUGAUGCUAGGGUAAUAUCUUGUCUGAUGGAACAACUUGGUACAAGCAGAAUGACAGAGGCUUGUGAAACUGCUUUAGUUCAAAUACAAUAUUUUGUUGCUCGCGAUUUUAAAUUAGAUCCUCAGUUGUACAGAGCAUGUAAGUUUGAUGCAACGCGAUUAUGUCAUGCGAGAAAUGCAUGGGCUAGUGAUGGAAGACAAAUGGACCCAGAACGAGGACCUCUUAUUUUACCAUGCUUAUAUAGGCAUGCAUAUCAUCCUCAAAAAAAUAUGACAUUACGAACAGACUGUCUUGAAGAAAUUAGACGUGUGAUGAGACAGAGGGCUGUUACCGUUGAUUUACAACCUGAGAUUGAAGAAGUGUGUUUAAUUGAAUUGGCAUCAUAUUGUUAUGAUAAAACUGCAAAAGGAGAAGAGAUAUUGUGCCUUCAAGAUAAUUUAGACAGUUUAAAUAAAAAUUGCAAAUUAGCAGUUGGCAAUUUUACAGAAGAACAAGCUGAACGUGUUGAAUUAAAUCCAGUAAUUUCCGCAGCUUGUCAGCACAUCAUGGAACGCCAUUGCGAGGAAGUAUUAAAAUAUGGUAAAGAUGAGGGUGAUAUGAUGGAGUGUUUAAUAGAACAUAAAAAUGAUUUGGAUGUACGAUCUGAUUACAAGUGUAAAGUAGCCGUGGAACAUUUCCAGUUAAUCUCACUGAAAAAUUACCACUUUACUUAUAAAUUUAAAGAAGCUUGUAAACCUUCUGUCAAAAGAUGGUGUCCAAAAUCGAAAACUAAAGCAGAAGUAAUAGAAUGUUUGAGCACAAUAGUACAAGAAGAUAUAAUGAAAGACACACAACAUCAUAUACCAAAAGAAUGCAGACAACAAUUGCGAGCGCAACUUUAUCAACAAAGAGAAAACAUUCACUUUGAUCCGAUUUUACAAGCACAGUGUGCAACUGAUGUAAAACAAUAUUGUUUUAAUGUUGAAGCAGGAAAUUCACAGAUUCUUGAAUGUUUGGCGGCGCAUAAAUCAAAAUUAUCUGAUGCAUGUCAUAAACAAUUAUUCAAAGUAAGAAAACAAGAAUUCCAAGACAGCUCAAGCGAUUUUGCUUUAUUAAACACUUGUCGCGUUAUGGUAAGAGAAUUCUGCCGCGACAUCAGUCGUUCACAAGCGUUAGAUUGUUUAAAAAGACAUAAAGAUGCGCCUACUUUUGAUGAAAAAUGCAAGAAUAUUGUUAUUCGACGAAUGAUUGAACAAAACACAGAUUAUAGAUUUAAUACUGUAUUACAAGCCUCGUGUUCCUCUGAUAUCAAUAAACACUGUAAAGAGGUUUUAAUACAUGAACCGACUGAUAAAGAACUUGAAGGAAAAGUUAUAAGAUGUUUAAAAAUAAAAUUUCGGGAAGCAAAACUUGCAACAAAAUGUGAAAAUCAGAUGACUAGUAUUCUGAGGGAAGCAGCCUUAAAUUAUCAUUUGAAUCCAUUACUUGCUAGGAUGUGUGAACACGAGAUUGAAACAAUCUGUAGAGCGGACGAAAAUGAUCCUGGUGCAGUAGAGGAAUGUCUCAAAAUGGUAUUUAAUGCUGGUAAUAGAGACAUGAGAGAAGAAUGCCGCCUUGAAAUAGCUGAUUUGAUAGAAGAAAGAAGAGCAGAUAUUAAUGUAGAUCCUUUGUUACAAAAAGCAUGUGCUGUUGAUGUCAGUAAAUAUUGCAGUCAUGUUCCUCACGGAGGAGGAAGACAUAUCAUGUGUCUGAUAAAUGUAUUGGAAGAUAAUACCAAAUCUUUAGAACUUGACUGUUACAAAAUGCUAACCACAAGAAUUGAAAUGUUUAGGAAUGCAAUCAAGUUAACUGGUCCAAAUUCAUUUCAAGAACUGUACUCAACGGUUAAUCGAUCUCCUGCAAGACGAUAUUUUAUGAUCGUUGCAUUAACAAUGAUUGGACUGAUUUUUAUCACAGGUUUAUUUUGCGGGAGGGUGACGCGAAGAACAAUGAUAAUGAAAAACAAAUGAUGUAUUCAAGUGAAUAAUAUCCGUCCCCGAAAGGAAUAUCAGUUGGUGUAGUUAAAAACGAUGGAAAAAAAUACUCCAAAAAGUUAAACAUGCAGCAUGCAAAUAAAAAGUGAUUGAUCAGACAAUUUGUCUGCAAGAUAUCAAAUACUGCAGAAAAUAA
Dufourea novaeangliae is the source of this 3734-nucleotide messenger RNA. It is a transcript of the gene Glg1, whose product is annotated as Golgi apparatus protein 1. Lineage: Eukaryota; Metazoa; Arthropoda; Insecta; Hymenoptera; Halictidae. The coding region runs from base 194 to 3574 and encodes 1126 amino acids. Gene Ontology annotation, molecular function: fibroblast growth factor binding. The transcript is spliced from 13 exons. Gene Ontology annotation, cellular component: Golgi membrane. The record is from RefSeq and is a predicted model, not a curated record.